AUGGAAUCAUCAACUCCAACUAUUGAUAACAAGCAUUUAUUGUCGUUAAACAACAGAGAGGACACGAUGAAAUUAAACAUGGAAAUAGUUUCAAGCGAACAUGAAGUUAAAAGGUCAGAUCAACGCGCUUUGUUAAAUGAAAGAGAAUUGCAAAUUGAAAUUUCCUUACGAGUAAUUGAAACAUCAAUGAAUACAUCAGUUUAG
Molecule: messenger RNA, 204 nt
Organism: Clunio marinus
Lineage: Eukaryota; Metazoa; Arthropoda; Insecta; Diptera; Chironomidae
Source: the annotation of a GenBank genome assembly